Molecule: messenger RNA, 4576 nt
Organism: Thalassophryne amazonica
Lineage: Eukaryota; Metazoa; Chordata; Actinopteri; Batrachoidiformes; Batrachoididae
Gene: kcnh4b
Product: potassium voltage-gated channel, subfamily H (eag-related), member 4b
Exons: 16
Coding region: 537-4178 (1213 amino acids)
Biological process (GO): regulation of membrane potential; potassium ion transmembrane transport
Cellular component (GO): membrane
Molecular function (GO): voltage-gated potassium channel activity
Source: RefSeq, a predicted model, not a curated record
CAACUACUCUGCCACAGCAUCCUGACAAAGGAUGCGAGCAGUGGAGAGGCGUGCACUCUUUUUUGUCUUCGUUAUACUGAUCGGGUGUUACAUGCAAAGCACAGUGGACUUAACUUUCUCCACAUUGUUGGAAUGACAUCUUUGAGUGUGAGGUGCAGCCGAGCAACAGCUGAGCACUCAGAGCUGAUGAUGGACAGAUCUCAGCGUCACCUGGACUUCGUCCUUCCAUGCUGACUGGGCAGACGUUAGUGAUUUCUACCCUUAUUUUCCUUAUGGUACUUAUCUGGGACAUCCACACUGAACCUCUGUGUUGUUGGAGUGUGCUGUUUUAAUCUUCCCAGCCUGCAUUGUUGUCUUUGGGAAAAGCAUCGCUUGGAGAAAAGUGGCCACGUUUAGAUGUGUGUCCCCGUGAGGAGCAGUGGACUGUCUGCUUUAAGGACUCCUGCACCCGCUGAGAGCCCCUGGAAGCUCCCCGUUGUGCAUCUGGGAUGGUGUGACCUCCAGCCAGCUGUUGGCCAUCCCACAUCUGGGUCAAGAUGCCGGUGAUGAAGGGCCUUCUGGCCCCCCAGAACACCUUUCUGGACACCAUCGCUACCCGCUUUGAUGGCACCCACAGUAACUUCCUGUUGGGUAACUCCCAGGGUCACCGCGGCUACCCCAUCGUCUACUGCUCGGACGGCUUCUGUGAGUUGACGGGAUUCACACGCACUGAGGUGAUGCAGAAGAACUGCAGCUGCCGCUUCCUGUACGGGACGGACACCAGCGAACAUGUUGCACACCAGAUGGCGAAAGCCCUAGAGGGCCGAGAAGAGUACCAGGCCGAGGUCCGCUUCUACAAGAAGAAUGGAUCUGCUUUCUGGUGUCUUCUGGACAUCGUACCCAUAAAGAAUGAGAAAGGGGAGAUGGUUCUCUUCCUUUUCUCAUUCAAGGACAUCACUGACACCCACGGAAAAGGGCACCACAACAACAAGAAAGAAGUUCCAGAUGACAAGAGGCGCAGACGGAAGAGCAGCUCUCACUUCAGCGAGGCCAGGAAGCGUGGGCGCACCAUGUUGUACCAGCUGACCAGCCAGUUUUCCAGAGGAGGCAAAGGAGAGGUCAACCUGGGCCGAAACGUGUUUGAUAAGCCCACGGUGCCCGAGUACAAGGUGGCAACAGUGGAGAAGUCCCGCUUCAUUCUGCUCCAUUACAGCUUAUCCAAGGCCCUGUGGGACUGGCUCAUUCUGCUCGCCACCUUCUACGUGGCCGUGACCGUGCCCUACAAUGUCAGCUUCACCACGUAUGUCACGGACGCGACGGCACGCUCCACCAUCGUCAGCGACAUUGUGGUGGAAAUGCUGUUUAUUUUAGACAUUAUCCUCAACUUCCGUACAACCUACGUAAGCCAGUCGGGUCAGGUGGUAUAUGAGCCGCGGUCCAUUUGCAUCCACUAUGCCACCACGUGGUUUUUUGUAGAUCUGGUGGCUGCACUGCCCUUUGACCUCCUCUAUGCCUUUAACAUCACCGUGACAUCUUUGGUCCAUCUGCUUAAGACAGUACGACUGCUGCGCCUCCUGCGUCUGCUUCAGAAGCUGGACCGCUACUCUCAGUACAGUGCCAUGGUUCUGACCUUACUAAUGUCCGUCUUUGCCCUGCUGGCCCACUGGAUGGCCUGCAUCUGGUACAUGAUUGGACGCAAAGAGAUAGAGACAAAUAAUCAAGACACAUGGGAUAUCGGAUGGCUGCAUGAGCUGGGCAAACGUCUGGAGACGCCCUACAUUAACAGCACAGUGGGCGGCCCGUCUGUGCGCAGCUCCUACAUCGCUGCCCUCUACUUCACCCUCAGCAGUCUGACCAGUGUGGGCUUUGGCAAUGUAUGCGCCAACACAGACGCCGAGAAGAUCUUCUCCAUCUGCACCAUGCUCAUCGGUGCGCUGAUGCACGCUGUUGUCUUCGGUAACGUAACAGCCAUCAUUCAGCGUAUGUACUCGCGGCGUUCUCUGUACCACACGCGCAUGAAGGACCUGAAGGACUUCAUCCGUGUCCAUCGCCUGCCCCAGCAGCUCAAACAACGUAUGCUGGAGUGUUUUCAGACCACGUGGUCCGUGAACAACGGCAUAGACGCCAACGAGCUUCUGCAUGACUUCCCUGACGAGCUACGGGCAGACAUCGCCAUGCAUCUCAAUAAAGACAUCCUCCAACUGCCUGUCUUUAAAGGGGCCAGUCACGGCUGCUUGCGCUCACUCUCCCUCCACAUAAAAACCUCCUUCUGCGCUCCAGGAGAGUACCUGAUCCGUCAAGGCGAUGCACUGCACGCCACCUAUUUUGUCUGCUCCGGUUCUCUGGAGGUGCUGAAAGACAGCAUGGUGCUGGCCAUAUUAGAAAAGGGAGACCUGAUUGGCUCAGACCUGCCUGGGACAGAUCAGGCAAUCAAGACCAAUGCUGAUGUGAAGGCCCUGACCUACUGUGACCUCCAGUAUAUCAGCGUGCGCGGCCUGAGGGAGGUGUUGGAUCUCUACCCGGAAUACGCCAGUGUGUUCACGACUGACAUCCACAACAACCUCACAUAUAACCUGCGUGAGGGCAGCCAGGAUGAGGGUAUCAGCAGGAUCUCAAGGUCACCCAGGCUUGCCCAAAACACACAGGAACACCGGCUGCCAUCUAUCGUGGAAUCCAAAGGUGAUAACCUCGACGAACCCUUCCAUCUUUCUCCGGCUGCGCGCUCGCGUCGUAACCUACUGCUGCCCAGCUUCGCCAGCCCUGUUCGUCGUACCUCCCUGGGGAACCUGCUGGGAGAUGAGCUGCGCCAGUUUAACGCUCUGCGACGAUGCCGUUCACCCAACCUUAGCCGUGCCCUUCACGGACACAGUUUGUCCCCUCAGCCACCACCAAAAAAAGAACACAGCAUCCACACCUCAGCCCCCUCCAUAGCUUCACCUUCAGCACACACGCAGCUGGGGAACGAGCAAAAACCCUCCAAGCUACUCAUCCCGACCGUCGCGUGCUUUGCACCCCCAGAUCUCAGUCCAAGGGUUGUAGACGGCAUCGAAGACAAUGGGCACACAUUCCAUUUCAACAUGGAACACAGUGGGCUGAAAGCCAGCACAAGAGGCAGCACCCAGGAUGCUGUACAGGUUCAUGCCACCCUGCUGCUGGAGACUGAGGAGGUCAGACAGAGCAUCAGUCAGCUCACCCAAAAGAUGGGCACCUUAAACCAAGAGGUGUCUGAGCUCACCAAGGACCUGCACCACAUGAUGCACCUCCUCCAGGCCCAUGUGUCUGUGCACCACCACCAAGCCGCCCUUCCAUCCUACCCACAUGGUGUCCACAGGGUAUCCAACUCUCCCGCAGCUUCUAACACGGGUACAUCAUUCAACCUGGCUUCAAACCAGUACCUCUGUCACAAACCGGACAUCCAUGAGAGCAGUGGCCAUCAAAGCACCCCACCUGUCAGCCACUGGAGUUACAGUGCCACUGCAGAAACCCAAACAGAAAGCCACUCCCAGUCUUCAUCUUUGAGUACAGUAAAUCCCAACUCCUACUUGCCCCUCACUGUAAACUCUGAACCUACAUUAGGCUUGUGUCAUAGCUCUGGAAAUGUGAUCACACAUCCUCGGACUGGUCCAUGUCUUCUUAGCAUCAACCCAGGACUUGCAUCUCAAACUGGGCAUGAAGACUCUAGCAGUAGACCUCUCAGUGCUGCCCGGGCAACCAUCAGCCAGUCCCACCCGACUUUGUGCCUGCAGAUUCCUGGUGACAGUGGUGAAUAUUCUUGCCUUUGGUCCAGUUCUUCUGCUUCUAUGCAUGGCCUGCUGGCACCAUCUCACAGUUCUUACCCCCAUCUCUGCCUGCCCUCAGAAUCCCAUCUUCACUUCGCACAAGAUCUCUGUGAUCCAAAGUCAGAAUCUCAUAAUCUGAUUCAGGAACCACACCUCAACAUCCACCCUCUCUCAUCAUCUCCACCCACAGUUUCCAACCAGCACCCUCUACUCCAGGAUUCACCAAGCCUGACUGCUCUUGAGUCCCAAUUCUCACUGGGCGACCCAUCUACUAUUGUGCACACUAGUCUCGAGUGCCUACUGGGUAACAGGGACUCUGUGGAGAGCAGGGACAGUGGAAGUACAUCUUCCCGAAGGUCAAGCAGUGGAGUCCAGACUCAGAGCACAGAGCAGUCGUGGAGCCUGGACCUCACAGACUAGACUGACCAUUUUUAUAGUGGUGGACUCCUUCACAGAUACAGUGGCAAUGUAAAAAAGUACUCCAGCUGUUGAAAUGAAACUUGUUACAGUAGCUAUAAGUUUACUCAAAAGCUUCUGUACUUCUUGUUUAGUCUACAGUCUUUUUCAUUACUUAGUGCUGGUUUUUUUCUGCACUGCUGCAUGUCAGUAGUUUGACAGUUUUUAGACGGUAUCAGACCUGUUUGCUUUUGUAAUUUUGUUUCCCUACUGGAGGCAGUAGUUCAGGCCAAUAUGAAGCCCGGAGCAGCAGCUUUUCACUGUUAGCUUAGUAUAGCAGGUUAUUGCUUUACAGGCCCAUGAGGCCCAUUGGUGCUGGUACUUAUCUUUGGACUCCAUAGCAUGAGGUGGAUGAGAGUCUA